AUGAAACGCAUCGUCGGUCAAUAUCAGGCUGUACGAGAAAUCAUUAUCAGAAGUGUCGACGUACAAACAGCCGCCUUCGACAAUGGGGAUAUUGCCAUUAUUGCCAUGCUUCGUUAUGCGUCACCCGACCGAGCAUCUCGUCAAGCGUCUGAAGAAGCUUCUGUCAAAGAAGCCUGCCAAGAGACUUCCCUUCAUUUUGAAGCUCAAAAGUAUCUCGAUAAGCUGUUUCUAGAGUUCAAACAGGUUGGACAUGGCACUUUGCAACCAGUUCAAAUUCAGGAAGACGGUACUGGAGGUCUUUGGUUCACUAUUAAUGAACUGGCCGGUGUACAGCAGCAUGAUCUGGAUCGUUUCGAAAAAGACCCAGAAAAGCACGAGAUGCGAUUCGUUCGCUUUUCAGCAGCUGAUUCUUUGGUGAUAUACCGAAGUGCCUCCAAAAGUGCCACACGGAAGAAAAUGUAUAUUGGCAGUGCCAAUAAUCUCAGUCAAAACACCGAACUCUUCAAGAAGAUUGUUGUGGAAAGGCUUUUGGAUGAUUUACAUCACGGGAUAUCGGCUCGGGGAAAACAGGACUUGAGCUUUUUGGUGCAGCUAAAGCAAAAGGACGCUGGGGAUGAUCCAAGAAGCCCAGACGACGAUAAAAGCGUGAUAUUUCCUUGGGACUAUUGGUAUUACGCCCACGUAGCCGAACAGCGCCUGCAUGUCGAUCCCGAGCAGAUUGCCGAAUAUUUCCCACUCCAGCAUGUUAUCACAGUAAUAUUGGAGAUGUUCUCUGAAUUCUUACAACUUCGCUUUUGUCCUAUAUCUCAGGACCAACUCGAAAGCUCAACAUGGCAUGAAGAUGUACGAGCUUAUGCUGUUUGGGAUGAUAGAGAAGCAUCGAAAGAUCAAUUCAUUGGCUACCUCUAUAUGGAUCUUCUUUCAAGAGACAACAAGUAUAAAGUGUUCAAUCAGGGCUACCUGAAAAAAGAUGGCAGUCGAGUGUACCCAGCAACCCUUCUCAUGUGCUCGUUUCCACAGCCUGCGCCUUCAGCUUGCACCUUACUAAAGCACAGCCAGAUCGUUUCUCUCUUCCAUGAAUUGGGGCAUGGCAUCCAUGACUUGCUGGCCAGGACAAACUACGUGGCUUUUCACGGUCAUAGGUCACCCCCAGACUUUGCUGAAGCGCUCAGCGUAAUGCUCGAAAAGUGGUGCUGGAUGAAGCCUGAACUCAAACGCGUGGGUCUCCAUUACACGAGGACCGAUCUGCGCUUAAAGGAGAAAUGGCUUCGAGAGCACCCUGGAGAUUAUCUUCCCCUGGAGCGUAUACCCGAUGAUAUAAUUGAGAGGUUGAUUAAAGGCCGCCAAGUGACCCGCUCGUUGUGGUAUCUUCGUCAUAUGGUUUACGCCCGGUUUGAUAUGACAGCUCAUCAUCCGAAAAGUCACACUGAGCUACUGAACAUGGAUUUCACCAAAGUGUUUAACGACCUCCUGGAGCAGCUGUGGCUUGUUCGUGCACCCCUGCCAGAGGACCAAGGAUAUCCACACGCCGACCUAGGUCAUUUGGUUUCUGGCUACGAUGCAGGCUACUACUCAUAUCUCAGUGCGCAUGUGUUUGCUGAAGAGCUCUUCGAGUCGACGUUCCUUGAGGAUCCUAGGAGUGUAUCCGCCUGGGAUAGGUAUAGGAAGGGUAUUCUUGAAUUCGGUGGAAGUAGAGACGAGUUAGAGCUACUUCAAGAAUAUCUUGGUCACAGCCCUACUGCUGAGCCGUUGCUUCACGAUAUUUUACAGUAA
Messenger RNA from Fusarium redolens, 1773 nucleotides. RefSeq names its product peptidase family M3-domain-containing protein. The coding region runs from base 1 to 1773 and encodes 590 amino acids. Lineage: Eukaryota; Fungi; Ascomycota; Sordariomycetes; Hypocreales; Nectriaceae. Gene Ontology annotation, biological process: proteolysis; peptide metabolic process. Gene Ontology annotation, cellular component: mitochondrial intermembrane space. The record is from RefSeq and is a predicted model, not a curated record. Gene Ontology annotation, molecular function: metalloendopeptidase activity. The transcript is spliced from 9 exons.